This is a messenger RNA of Nicotiana attenuata, 1085 nucleotides long. RefSeq lists its product as uncharacterized. The record is from RefSeq and is a predicted model, not a curated record. The coding region runs from base 389 to 814 and encodes 141 amino acids. The transcript is spliced from 7 exons. Gene Ontology annotation, cellular component: transcription factor TFIIIC complex. NCBI's taxonomy places the organism in Eukaryota, Viridiplantae, Streptophyta, Magnoliopsida, Solanales, Solanaceae. Gene Ontology annotation, biological process: transcription by RNA polymerase III.
AAAGAACUUCGCUGUUCUUUACCCAGGUUUUCACUCAGCUUUGCCCUGCGCUCUUCUGAUUAUUGUGAAUCUUCUUCCUUACUCUGUUUUGCCAGUUUGAUUUUCUCUUUGCGCCUGCUUGGUCGUUUAUUAUUCUUCCUCCUGCUGUUCCCCUGUUAGCGCUGCAUAAUACUUCCAUGUGAGGGACCACUUGUGUUGAUUGGUUUUGAAUACUCCUAAAGAGCAUUAUCUCGCAACAAUGCUAGCUUCAGUUGUGGUAUACUUGGGGAAACCUAUGAGGAAAUACUAACAACUGCCUUUGCUUCCUGUUCAACAGCUUUUCUCUUUUGCUGCGGCAGCGUGUAACAUCUAUUGCGCUUCUUGGUGGUUUUAUUUCUGCUGGCGCUGAAUGAUGGGAAACCAAUCGCUUUGUGACAAUAACAUGGUGGAGGAGGAGGAAGCAGAGUAUGUAUUGCUUGAUUUGGAUGGCAUUUCCUCCGAAGUUCACAUUCCUCCAAAUGCACCAUAUGUUCUCUCUGGUCUUGACACAUUGAAUCCCAUCUUGACCAUUGAUGGCAAAAUCAAGCUGAUUGGACAGUAUGAUGAGACUAUUGGGACAUGCCUUGUAUUUAGUGAAAGUGAUGCUCCCUCCAUGGUUCAUAAAGACACGGGACCAUCUGAAUCCAACCAUUUGCCAGGAAGACGCAUAUUAGACCCUAAGGAAACCGAGUCCAAGCAAGUCAAGCCUGUAACACAGCUUCAUAAGAUACUUAAGUUCAGGUUGUUGCAUGAUACUGAAACUGAAGAUGCAAGAAAGAAGCCAAAAGAAGAUUAGGUAGCUCAGCUUCUUAGUAAAUUAGAAGAUACUUCACUAUGUUUGACAAUGUAUAGAGGAGUCGAAGCAGAGCCAUUACAACAUAGCAAUGGGUAGCAUUGCCAUUGCUAGUAUUUUACUGCUAGCAUAGUCAUUCCUCACUCUGAAGCAAAAGGAAAGGUGCUCUGCUUGACACUCACAACUAUAAUGUCGCAUAGAUGAACCAGAAUUUAAAAGGCGAUUGCUUUAUAAUUUUCUCCUUCUAGCAUUAUCGAAGUAGCUCUAGUUCCUA